AUGCCGAGUAAACAGCGCACCUUCGAAUUGGUGGAUGUGCCAAAAGUCCACCGGCCAAUGACUAGCAAACAGGCGAAAAAAGCAUAUCAAAAAGCAAAUAGAACGCCACGAAUAACGAAAGCCGAGCAAAAGCGACGAGAUGCCGAGGAAUUGGCGAAGCACAGGAAAGCAUAUGAAAAAGAACAAGCAGCUGCAAAAGCCAAAGCGGCUAGGGAUAAGAAAGCUGCAAAAGCAUUGGAGCAGAAAGAAGAGAGAAAGAGAUUGGGGGUACCGGAACCUAGCAGACAUGUCAGAGCAAGUCAAUCGAGGAUUUCUAUGUUUAUUGGGCGGGGAAACAAGAGAUCGCAUGCAACAGAAAAUAAGGGAGAAGACUCUGAAGGUACCAUGUGCGACGAAUUGGAUGAAGAGCCGCCCGCGAAACGGACUGCGCAUCACAACUCCGAGGACGAGGGCGAGGAGGAAGCUGUCUCGAAAUCAAAUGCUCUUCACGACUUCGAGCAUGAGAAGGGAUGCCAAAUGGAACAACUUGCGAAGAAUGACCUUGAUGAUAAAGAGGCUAUUUCCAAAAGAGUAAUUGUACCAGAAGAUUCCGAGGACGAGUUUGGAGACUUUCCCCCCUUGUCAGAUAGAGAUAUUUCGUUGUUGGACAGUAGUUCCAUGCAUUCUACUCCUAGGCCUAAAUCUACAGGAGUGAGAGGACCUCCGAUUCAAAAAUUCAUCGCAUCAUUCGAUAAUGAACAAGAGCUGCCAAGGAUGAAGAAUUUUGAAAGGGAGCAAAUGUCGCCUGGCGACCCUUUUCAGUUAGAAGACAUGCUUGAUUGCCAAAUCCGUUCCGAAGCAGCAGACGCAGCCUGUAGCCCUGACUGUAAACAAGCAGUAUCAUUUGAAAAAGAGCAGAUCAUUAGAGACGAUACACUAUCUAUGAUUGCCACUUCCAACCGCCUAGUAGAAGAUCUGGCAUCGAAGCGAGAGCUUCUGUGGCAUGCACCUAUUAAUGGUAGACACGGCACAUCAAUACCAUUCGUCGAUACAAAAUCAUCAGCUCUACCUAGAGUGUCAAAUGCUAAAGAGAAAUCCUCAAACUCAAAUUCAUCAGAUACUAGAAAUCAAUUUGACCCACCUUCUAAGAUGAAAUUCAAUGGAACCACAACACCAGGCAUGGACUUGCGCCAAAACUCCAAGGCAUUAGAUAUCAGUUUGCCUCGGACGAAAAAGUCACUUUCCAUUGAACCGGCCACGUCCAACAAAGAAACUACUCUACGUCUUAGUGCAUCGUCUCGAAUGACUGGUUUGGGAAAGCAAACUUUUCGCGAGGAGUCUGUUCAACCUCCUAUGACAAAGUCUCAUUCUUUCGAACGAACACCUACCAAAAAAAUGCCCGUCCAAGCCUCCAGGUCAGUAUCUGGUACUCGCUCAGCACUCUGGGAGAGAUCUACCAACAUGAGGCCCCCGACUCUUCCCCCAAAAAGCAAAAUCGGCACGACUCUUGCCGCCCCACUCACCAACAUGAGAACAGUCAGCAAUUUUGAUGUUCCUCCAUCUUCCACUCAAGCAUUUCUUGAAUCCCAUUAUGACGAAUUCUUCCCCAGUCCAACUCAAGAAGCUAGAGAACUGUGUGAAGAACCCGUUGUACCUCUGACUUCCAUCUGUUUGAAAACGGAUUUUAGGCAUCAAAAUCAUCGCGAGAAGCAGGACGAUGUGCAUGAUGAUGGUUCCAAGAUCGCUGAUGAUGACUUUGGAGGCAUGCUGUCUACCCAAGAACUCAGAAUGUUUUCGCAGAAUUGGGAAGUUGCUAGUUCACCUUCCCAGCAAGGAGAGGCAAAGGAGAGCCAGUUCGAAUCUAGCGAAGAGAUACCAGCAGCACGUGAGGAUACAAAAGAUUUGAUUUACAGUCAGGAUUCCUUGCCUUUGAGCCAAGGACCCGCUGGGCUGGAGUAUUUGUCGAAAGUCAAGUCACCAAUAGCUAGUACCUCGCAGCCAUCGCAAGCUCAAAUAUCUAAUUUCCACCAGCAUCAAAAUUCAACACCAAAGCUACAAGAACAACCUGGUGAACCACCUUGUAUCAGCACUCCCAAUAUCGACCCUGAGAUGGAGCUUACUCCGAAACCAAGGAGAUCGCCUUGGUUCAAAGAAAAACCGGAGGAUAGACAUACAAAAAAGAGGUUCUUUACCGAGAAACCCGAGGAUUUGGAGGCAGCCGCUCUCGCAGAGAGUAAGAAAGCAUGGGAUGAAAUUAAGGAGGCAACUUCAUCCAACAGACAUAACUUUGAUGACGAUCUCGAUCCUGAUGUAGAUGGGCUGCUAAUAGCUGCCCUUGCGGAAAGCAAAGAGUGGGAUGAGGUCUACAAGGCAGUUGUUCCCACGCCUACACCUAGGAAGACUGGUGAGAAAGGGGGAAUGGAGAUGGAUAUCAAGCAGAAAGAAAAUCAGACGCCAUCACGAGUCAUAGAUGAGCAGACGACGAGAUUAAGUGCUGUCACGAAUUCGACGAGAAAAUUUGUAAGGAGGGCUAGUCUUGCCAGUACCGAUUAUGGGGAUGGAGAGGUCUCCGACUGGGACGAGAUUUUGGACCGGCUAUGA
This is a messenger RNA of Sclerotinia sclerotiorum 1980 UF-70, 2580 nucleotides long. RefSeq lists its product with no specific name. The record is from RefSeq and is a predicted model, not a curated record. Lineage: Eukaryota; Fungi; Ascomycota; Leotiomycetes; Helotiales; Sclerotiniaceae. Bases 1 to 2580 code for a protein of 859 amino acids. The transcript has a single exon.